Messenger RNA from Trametes versicolor FP-101664 SS1, 2907 nucleotides. RefSeq lists its product as uncharacterized. The record is from RefSeq and is a predicted model, not a curated record. NCBI's taxonomy places the organism in Eukaryota, Fungi, Basidiomycota, Agaricomycetes, Polyporales, Polyporaceae. The coding region runs from base 1 to 2907 and encodes 968 amino acids. Gene Ontology annotation, biological process: purine nucleobase catabolic process. Gene Ontology annotation, cellular component: cytoplasm. Gene Ontology annotation, molecular function: allantoinase activity. The transcript has 20 exons.
AUGGCCUUUGCACCCGACAAGGAGCUCCCUCAUUUGGAGCUCUACGCUCCUCCUUCCCGGCGCCGCUCCAGGAGCCUCAGGCCCCUCAGCACGCUGCUCUGUCUCGCGGCGGUUUCUGGCGUGUAUUUCUAUACGGUCUUCCAAGGCCUAUCCCGGGAGCACCGCACAGAGACCCUCCCUCUGGACGCACAGGCGGUCCUCAAUCAAUGCAGGUCCUUGCAACUGCAGCCAGGGCCUCCUGCGGACUUCCACAUGCGAACUCAAUCCGACAGGUACCAGCCGGGGACUGGACCGGUGCUCAUCCGGAACACAACUAUCUGGACGGGUCGCGCGGGUGGUGCCCAGGUGUUGAAGGGAGACGUCCUCUUGGAGAAGGGUUUGAUACAGUCCGUAUCUGACGUAUCGCCCGAGUCAUGGGCGAAGUAUACCAACAUCACGACCAUCGAAGCAAAUGGAGCAUGGCUUACCCCAGGCGUAAUCGAUCUUCAUUCCCACGUUGGCGUCGGAGCGGCACCUGCUCUAAGUGGAGCUGACGACGGGAACUCGUACAAGGGUCCCAUCGUGCCAUGGCUUCGCGCUCUGGAUGCACUGAACACUCACGAUGAGAGCUAUGUGCACGCGGUUGCGGGCGGAGUCACCACAUCCCUCGUACUCCCGGGUUCUCUCAAUGCGAUAGCUGGCCAGGGCUAUGUUAUCAAGCUCCGUCCCACGCACGAGCGCUCGCCGACCUCGAUGCUGCUCGAACCGCCCUUCGGCUUGAACGGGUCCCAUGUCGACCCUGCAGCGCCACCUCGCUGGAGGCACAUGAAACAUGCAUGCGGCGAGAACCCGCGGUAUUACCAAAGCACACGUAUGGACACGGUAUGGGCCGUUCGGGAUGCUUACGAGACCGCACGGAAAAUCAAGGUGGAACAAGACACAUACUGCUCCAAGGCGCUCGCCGGGGAGUGGAAUGCUAUCAAGGACCAAAGCUUUCCGGAGAACCUACAAUGGGAGAGCCUCGUCGAGAUUCUCAGAGGGCGCGUCAAGGUGCAAACACACUGCUAUGAGGCACUCGACAUCGACAACUUCAUCUCCAAUGAGUUCCAGUUCCCGGUCGCUGCGUUCCAUCACGCACACGAGGCCUAUCUCGUCCCAGAAGUCUUGAAGCGAGCAUAUAAGAAUGUUCCCGCCAUAGCGAUGUUCUCUACAUUUGCUAGAUACAAGCGCGAGGCCUACCGCCACUCCGAGUUUGCGCCACGGGUUCUGGCGGAUGAAGGUAUCGAUGUAGUCAUGAAGUCAGACCAUUCUGCCAUCGUCUCCCGAAACCUGGUGCAUGAAGCCGCGAUCGCGCAUCACUUUGGACUCGCGGAGAACAUCGCACUUGCGUCUGUUAUCAGCACGCCAGUGAAGGUGCUCGGUCUCGACCACCGCAUUGGUUUUAUUGCCAAAGGUUACGAUGCAGACGUCGUCCUCUGGGACAGCCACCCGCUGUCGCUAGGCGCAACGCCCACGCAAGUGUUUAUCGACGGCAUCUUGCAGCUCCCCCACGCGCACGUCGCUCCCAAGCCCGAUGCGCACCAACACGCGCCCACCUCCCCCGACUUCUCCCGGGAAGCGGCAGAAGCUGUCAAGUACGAGGGCCUGCCGCCUCUAGAGCCCAAACGGCGCGCGGACGUCGUCGUGUUCACGAACAUCUCAAGCUUCUGGACCAAGGACGCCACGGGCACACUCGUCGAUCUGUUCGCCCUUGGACCCACAACUGGAUCAGCGGGUGCCCCAAGCACGGUCGUCGUCUCCCAAGGACGCGUGAUCUGCGCCGAACGCGGCUCCGCCUGCGCGACCUACCUCGCAAGCUCAGACGCGGAGGUCCUGGACCUGCAGGGCGGCGCGAUCCAGCCCGGGCUCGUCAGCUACGGCUCCUCGCUCGGCCUCGCGGAGAUCGCGAUGGAGUCCUCGACCGCGGACGGACCCGUCGUCGACCCGCUCGACCCGAAUCAGCCGUCCCUCUUCGGGAAGGCGGGGUACAUCGGCCGCGCGGCGGACGGCCUCCAGUUCGGGACGCGGAAUGCGCUGCUCGCGUAUCGGUCUGGGGUGACGCUGAGUGUCACCGCGCCGUCGCACGACUCAUGGUUGAGCGGGCUGAGCGUGGCGUUCGCGCCUGGGGCGCCGCACCGGUUCGCGCGCGGGGCGAUUGUGCGCGAUGUCGUUGCGGUACAUGUUACGCUCGCGCAUGCGGAUGCGAUUCCGAGUGUGAGCACGAAGAUUGCGACGCUCCGCCGGCUCCUCGUCGGAGAUGCGGAGGGAGAGGUGGCUGCGUGGUUCAGCAAGGUCUCGAAGGGCGAGGUUCCGCUGGUCGUCAACGUGGGAAGCGCGGAUAUCAUCGCUACGCUUAUUGCACUCAAGAAGGAGGUGGAGGCGCAAACUAGGACAAAGCUCAAGCUCACGAUUGCGAGCGCAACGGAGGCGCACCUGCUCGCGGACGAACUAGCUGAGGCGGACGUUGGCGUGAUCGUAACGCCAUCACGGUCCUUCCCCUUCACAUGGGACGACCGCCGAGUUCUCCCCGGCCCGCCGCUCAGCGCAGACAGCCUGGUCGGACACCUCCUUAAGCACAACGUGACCGUCGGGCUCGGGCCCCGCGGCAUCGCCGCGCUCAGCAACCCCGGCAUGCCCGACAUGGCGUCCUGGUCCGUCCGCAACCUGCGUUUCGACGCCGGCGCGGCGCUCGACGCUGGCCCGGGCGUGAUCGACAAGGCGGGCACGUUCGCGCUCGUGUCCUCGAACGUGGAGAAGCUGCUGGGGCUGGGACUGGACGCGCGCGAGCAGGACCUGGUGGCGACCGUGGGCGGCGACCUGCUCGAUUUCGCGGGCAAGGUCAUUGCGGUGAUCUCGCCGCGGCAGGAGGCGGUGGAUAUCUUCGUCUGA